This is a messenger RNA of Blumeria graminis f. sp. triticale, 1065 nucleotides long. NCBI's taxonomy places the organism in Eukaryota, Fungi, Ascomycota, Leotiomycetes, Helotiales, Erysiphaceae. The record is from the annotation of a GenBank genome assembly.
AUGUCAAAAGAAUCUAUCCAGAUGCCCAUUCGAUUGCGUAGUAGCUUUCUAGCUGUCUUUGGUCUAUCGAUUUUUAUCGCAGCCUCUUCACUUGAUGACCAAGCUUUUGGUCAUGUAAGUCAAACUAUUGAGUAUGUUUUCCUAAAAAAUUAUUUCCGUCUGUUUUGGAUUACCUAUAUAAACUACCUGGGAUCUACCAAUACAAAAUAUAGCCUUAUUGCAUCUGCCAAAAUAAAAUUUCAGGAUCCAUACGAUACUCAAGUGAUAGAGAGAACUCACAAACCAAGAUUCAAGGCAGACGAGACAACCAUAGAAGCAACAGUAAAUAAAAUAUACUCUCAAUAUUUAUGGCAUUUUGAAAACACUCUUACGACUGCAACUAAACAAAGCCCCUCUGGCUCGUUUAUAUCGGCUAUUCCUACUUUAUGUACCGAGAAGGCUAAUUUUGUAUUAAAGUUUGACGACAUUCCUCCACUUGCUAUUGGAAAUCAUUCAGCUGAUGAUGUUCAACCAAUGCCAGUCUUCAACCCGUAUCAUCGCUUCAUAUUCUCGAAUGGAUUUACUGUCGUUCCACCACCGUCUGAUCCUUACUUACCAUCAUCGAGGCCACUGUUACUAGAAUUUAUCCCUAGAUUCGAUUUGACUAACAAUAGUUCCACUGUUACAUUCACUACCCCAGAGGAUGUAAUCUCCGGGGAUAUUAGAAGCGGUGAUCAUGGCCGGACUGGAUGCUUUCGCUUUAAUACUCAUGGUGCCUUUUUUGGCUGCGAUUCGAAAGGCCCGGAUUGCGAUUUUUCUUUCACGGGCUUUCGCUUCAAUAGAGAAUCACAGGAAUCCAUCGAGGUUGUCAGUCAGCGAAGAAGCAUAACUGCUUGUCCGUCCCUAAUCAAUUGUGAAUUACUACCAAUUGAGCUAGGAGAUGCUUUUGAAGAUUUAGAUACCCUCCGGAUCAAUGUGACGGUUGCAGGACAGCCAAAGAUUUGGUGGAUGGAUGACUUAUCGCUUAGUUGGAAGAAUGAUACAUGUGCAGCUGGCCUUUGUCGUCUUCGCACACGCAUCCAUUGA